AUGCCCUCUGUCCGGACUACCCAGGUUCAGCCUCCUGUCAGCCAGCUCCCUUCUGCUGUCGACUCCAACGGCCUGUUACUAGGCUGGCAGAGGGGCCGGUCGAUGCUUCUCAAACUCUGCUGCUGCCCCUGCUGGGAGCGACCUACCUGUGUCUACGUCCGUCCUACCGACGUCUCCCCCGUCCAGGCUCCUCCCGCCUUUUCACUUCCCAACGCCUCGGUGCCGGUGCCGUCUACCCUGCCUGCUGCCAUGGUCAUGGACGUCACUCAACCUCAUCCCCAGCUGCUUGCUUUCGACCCCCAAACGCUCUCUGAGAGCCAGAGGGUGGAAUUGGAACAGCUCGCGAUGGAGAUGGUGUUUGGUAAAGGGUCUUUCUCUGCGGCCCCCAAGGCACUUGCUCCCCUUCCGACUCCAGACACUACCCCAGUCAAGUCUACCGUCGAGAUGUCUGUCAUCACCCACCCCGCCGACCCUACUACUAUCAACUUGUCCUACGCCGACUUCUCGGAGGCCCAACCCACCCUUUGGGUCAGCGCACCUCAGAACCAGGUCGAGGACGGGGCUGUCGCAGAGGAUGAGGAGGAUGUUGACUGGGGGAUGUAUGUCAAUAUGGAGGAGAUGGAGGAGGUGGUGUAG
Cryptococcus amylolentus CBS 6039 is the source of this 636-nucleotide messenger RNA. RefSeq lists its product as hypothetical. Bases 1 to 636 code for a protein of 211 amino acids. The record is from RefSeq and is a predicted model, not a curated record. The transcript has 2 exons. NCBI's taxonomy places the organism in Eukaryota, Fungi, Basidiomycota, Tremellomycetes, Tremellales, Cryptococcaceae.